UUCUUAUAACCAAUCGAAACAAAGCGCGCCUUGUAUAUGGUUGUAUGUAUAAUGGAAUCUAGGGUGAAAUGUAUUGUAUUACGAUGAAAAAUUGAAUUGGUUGUGCUGUGCCCGAAAGAAUGUUUCUUUGAAUUGAAUAUUUGCAUUGUACUACACAUGGAUGAAAAAUACCUGUCACAACCAUUCUACUGCAAUGUCAAUGAAGCACAUCACACAGCAGAAGAAAUGGAUGAUACUCGCCAAAGGUACAUGGCGUAUGAAUAUCUAUGCCACUUGGAGGAGGCAAAGAAGUGGAUGGAAAUUGUGUUGAAAGAAGAACUCCCACCUACAAUAGAACUGGAAGAAAACUUGCGGAAUGGUGUAUAUUUGGCUAAACUUGGAAAUGUUAUAGCUCCUGAGACAGUGCCACUGACGAGGAUUUAUGACAUUGAUCAGAGGCUAUUCAAAAUAGCUGGGUUGCAGUUUCGCCACACUGACAACAUAAACUAUUGGCUUAAGUCAUUAGAAACAGCCUCCUUGCCAGUAACUUUCCAUCCUGAAACAACAGAUGUUUAUGAUAAAAAGAAUAUGCCUCGGGUGAUUUACUGUCUUCAUGCAUUAAGUACACAUCUCUUCAAAUUGGGCAAAGCUCCCCUUAUACAAGACUUGUAUGGAAAGGUUAAUUUUACAGAUGAAGAAAUUGAUGCUGUGAGGCUGGAAUUAAAAAAGUAUGGAAUCAAAAUGCCAGCAUUUCAGAAGAUCGAUGGUAUCCUAGCUAAUGAUUUGGAACCUGACUCUGCAGUACUUCAUGCAGCCAUUAUAGCAAUCAAUGAAGCAAUUGACAGAAAGGAUUCUUCUGGUAUGUUGGAGUCACUUAGUAAUCCAGCUGCAAGUUUGCGAGACGUAUUUCCAGCUUAUGCUGCGUUCUAUCAGGAGAAUCUGAGAGACGCCAAACUUAAGAAAGUAGAAGAUGCCUUUAACAGGUCACUGAAGAAUAGUUAUGUGGAGGAUGUAUAUGAUCAACUUCUGACACAGGAAGAGAUCCAGGAUCACUUAUCCAGUGUUAAUGAAUGUGUGUCUGUUGCUGUCGUGAACUCUGCAUUGGACGGCGGGACAUGGCAAGAAUUAUACAGAGCACUGUGCAAUCCAAUAUUGAAAUUACCUGUAAAUAUCACAGAGUUCGCAGCUCCUCUUUAUUAUGAAGAAAUGAGGGCUGAUAAAUUGGAAUGUGGGGUAAGCCUGUCACAUCAAGAAAUCCUGUCAAGUGUACAAGUUCUGUACUACAUAGCUGCAGUAACACAAGCUGUAGACGCAAAUAAUGUUGAAGACACGUGGAAAGCUGUGUCUGAUCCCAAUGCUCAUUUUACAGAUUUGGAUCCUGCAUUGAAGGUGAAGUACUGGCGAGCAUUAUGUGCAUUUCGAAAUAAGAAAGUGGCCGACGGAUGUGAAUGUCCUGUGUUAACAUAUACAGAUAUUCAGGAAUGUAUAGACAAUGUUAAUCACCAGUAUGAAGAGAACAAUAUGUUAAUAUUGGCCUUACAUGAUUUAAACACUGCCAUAGAAGAAAGAGACCUCAAAGCCAUGUUAAGAGCUUUACAAAAUCCUGGACUCAAAAUGGUGGAAUGUAUUUCUUCAAAUGAUGCAGUGCUGUAUUUCAAACUUCUGCAUCACGGCUGGGCACGGAAACAGAAGGAAGGAACAGUAUUAUGGCUUGAGGAUGUGCAGUCAGCGGUGAGCCAGGCGUCAGAUGAAAUUCACGAUGCUAAAGUUGCCUGUGAGUUACUUGUGAAGAUGAAGAAGAAUCUUCAAGAUAAUAACCAACAGUCAAGAAUAACAUCUCUUAAUCCAAUAGACGUUGGCAUUCGUGAGAAUAAACUUGAUCCUAAAUUCAUGUCUGCUCUUGAAGAAUGGUACCUAAGGAAGGACACUGGAUUGAUUAGUCCGUGGAUUGUUCGUCAUUCUAGAAGUGGACAUGAAUUCUAUUUGAACUUGGAGUUAUGUACCUACUCAUGGAAAAAACCAGGUGACUUCCAAUGUAAAUCAAAUUACUUGGCUCAGAAACAGGUUGAGCAUAUGAGAAUUGGGAGGUGGUUGGUGGAACUUCAGGCAAGAUGCAGGGGCUACUUACUAAGAAAGAGGGUUGGUGAUCGACUAGAAUUCUUCUACCAACACGUCGACAGCAUCGUUAGAAUUCAGGCAUGGUGGCGUUCAGUUGUCCAGAGGCGGAAGUAUAGAACGAUGUUAGCAGAGUACCGUGAAACAAAAUACACGGACACACAAUUGCGAAAGAGCAUGGUUUGCCUGGAUUAUUACAAAGCGCAGGAAAAUAAAAUCAUCAAAGUUCAAGCAUUUUGGCGUGGACACAGGGUGAGAAAGAUGUUUCUGUCAUUGUUCCACCAACCACAACCUCCGUUCGAAGUUGUUAGACGUUUUGCUCAUCAUCUUGACUUCAGUGCAGAUGAUUACAGGAGAGAUAUACAGCUUCAGAGCCUCAAGGGGCAGGUUGUGCAAACUAUCCGUCACAAUCAGAUGUUGGCCCAGCAGCUGGACGCUAUGGACGUGAAGAUCGGUUUGUUGGUUCACAACAGAAUUGCGUUGCAAGAUGUGGUUAAACACGGUACGAGUUUAAAUGAGUUGUCGAAACAGCAUCAACUGACCACAAGUCAAGGUGAAGCAAGUUGUAAUCGAGGAUUAAAAAGUCUGACAAGAGAGGGACGGAAGCUGUUGGACGGCUAUCAGCAUUUAUUCUAUGCUCUGCAGACUACUCCAGGCUAUUUGGCAAAACUUAUCUUCUGUCUGCCUUUGAGCCGUAGCACAAGAUUCUUAGAGACAGUUAUUUUAACACUGUUCAAUUUUGGCUCCAAUCCUCGUGAGGAAUAUCUUCUUCUGAAACUCUUCAAGACUGCACUUGAAGAAGAAAUCAGGUGUAAAUUUACAAAACCUUCAGAUGUAGUCACAGGAAAUCCCCUAGUCCUCAGAAUGGUGGUAAAUUAUUCACGCCAGAUGUCCAGUCAGAAUGCGCUCAGAGACGUCGUUGGACCUCUUAUACUGCAGGUGCUAGAAGAUAAGACCAUAUCAUUUGAGACAAAUCCAGUUGAUAUUUUUAAGACUUGGAGGAACCAGUUUGAAAUGGAAACUGGCAAUUCUUCGAACCUGCCUUAUUCUGUCACACAAGUAGAAGCACUGGACUAUGAGGAAGUACAGAAGAAACUGUACAGCAGCAUUAGAAGACUGAAAGAAGCCACCCUCACGUUCUUGCAUCGGAUAGUAGAAUCACGUCACCUGAUACCAUAUGGAAUGCUGUACAUAGCUAAAGUUCUUUAUGGGUCGCUCAUGGAGAAGUUCCCCAAGGUACCCGAGAAGGAGGUUUUGAAGGUGGUGGGUAACCUGAUUUAUUACAAUUAUAUCAACUCUGCAAUUGUGGCUCCAGACGCUUUCGAUAUUAUAGCACUGCCACCCGAUAGGACGCUGUCUAAUAAUCAGCGGCGCAACCUAGCCAGCAUUGCAAAGAUUCUGCAGUUUGCAGCUUCCAAGAAAGGGUUUGGUGAGGAGUCAAAACAUCUUGCAUGUUUGAAUACAUUUAUCAUUGAAUGCCAUGAGAAGCUGAAGAAAUUCUUCAGGGAGUGCUGCAGGGUAGAAGAACUCGAAGAGCACUUCAGUAUGCACGAGUUCACUGAAGCUACACUGAUUUCCCGCCCUGUCUUGUAUAUCAGUUUGCAGGAAAUUUGUGAUACUCAUGAACUCCUACUAAAAUAUCAGGACCUCAUUGCUACUGAUCCUUCAGACCCGCUACAUGAGCUGCUGGAGGACUUGGGUCCAGUGCCUUCAGUGGGAAUGUUACUUGGAACUGGGAGGGACGCUGCUCUGCCAAAAACAGAAGUGUGUCUUACACUUGUAAACAAGUUUGAGGUACCUGAGAACGAUGAUCAAGAUAUUAACAAGCUUUUUAUCAGAACAAAGGAGCUGCUGGUUUGGAUACUUCCGUACCUUCAAGGGAACAGCACCUUACGUGAAGCUCUGUUCGUCGGGUCAGACACAGAGGAGCAGCUGUUCCAACAGCUACUGUAUCAACGCAAGCAGAGAAAUGCUCACAGCUCAGCUCCUUCCAAAUCAUGUAAUUCUCUCCAGGACUGCAAACUGAUCCUGAGGCAGUACCUUGCUAGGCUAGAGCUUGCAGGCUUAGUUUCUGCUGCUGAUGGGUAUCAGAGCAUUGUGUCAGCCAUCGCGAGAGAUAUCUGCAGCAAACGCAGGCAUAGGGAACUUCGAAGGAAGGAACUGCAGGCACUAAGAAUCACAAAACAAAGUUUAGAUACGAAGACAAAGUUUUAUGAAGAACAGAUUACUUACUACAAUCAGUACAUACAGAAGUGUCUUGAAAACCUUAAUGCUGGAAAAAGGAGUGUUCAUAUUUGUAAGUCAUCAGGGAAGCAGCCAGAGAAGUUGAAAUCAAAGUUGACGCUGCGUUAUACAGCAGCUAAACUAUAUGAGAAGGGUGUUUUGCUGGAGGUAGAUGGUCUUCCUACAACACAGUUCAGAAAUGUCCAGUUUGAAAUUACACCGACUGAUCAGAACGGUGUGUUCACCAUCUGCGGCAAGUUUAUGGGAGUUGAACUGGAGAAGAUUGAAAUUGAUAUCCAGGAUCUCCUGCAACUCCAGUUUGAAGGUGCAGCUAUUAUGGACAUAUUUGGUAAGGCAAAAAUAAAUGUAAAUCUCUUGUUAUUUCUCCUCAACAGAAAAUUUUAUGGCAAAAAGUAAAUGAUAUAGUAUAUUAUAUAUGUAAUUAUUAGAGCUGAUUAUUACUGUCUGUAGAGCAAACUUGGAAAUAGAAAGUGAAACAAAAUGAUAGAUCUGAGAAAAAUUAUAACCUAAGAAUUACAUGUUCUAAGAUCCAGCUACUGAGAAAGAUGCUGUGUGGUAACAUAAGUGACAGUAAGUGAAAAAGAAGAGUAAAAAUCAUCACAUAGUGUUCACCAAAGGUUCCAGCUGUUGCACUGUUUAAGUGGUGAUCUUAAUUGUUUAUAAACUACUGUAAAAGUAAUUAGUUUUAUGGGGUCUAAGAUAUGUUCAUGUUAAAGUACUCACAUGAUGUGAGAUGGGCAUUAUUUCAAAGUCUGCAUAAUUACAAACAGCAUGAGUUAUGUUUCAAUAAAAUCUUAUCGGGCAAUCAGUAACGUUUUAUUGUACUCGCCACGAAAGUCUCAAAUCCUGUAUGUAAUAUUUUACGAUACAUAGCUUAAUUUUCUUGAUUUUGUAAUAAUCAACGUGUAUUAAUGAAAUAAUAAUAAUUACGUAUUUUUGUAAAUACA
Molecule: messenger RNA, 5285 nt
Organism: Zootermopsis nevadensis
Lineage: Eukaryota; Metazoa; Arthropoda; Insecta; Blattodea; Termopsidae
Product: ras GTPase-activating-like protein IQGAP1
Biological process (GO): mitotic actomyosin contractile ring assembly actin filament organization; regulation of GTPase activity
Cellular component (GO): cell cortex
Molecular function (GO): GTPase activator activity; calmodulin binding; actin filament binding
Source: RefSeq, a predicted model, not a curated record